AUGGACGUGCGGGCGGUGUACUACGUGCCGCGACCCAUCGGCAUCUCCUCCGGCGCCAAGGAUCUCUAUACAGUGGCCUUUAAGGAGCUUCACAAGCGGGACCUCUACCUCAUCGCCAAGGUGUUGCGUGCCAACACUUUGCGACUGGAGCCAUGGGACAACAAGGAGGACCACUCGAACUUCUUGGAGCAAUGCAGGGACCUUGGCCUCUUUGUCAUUCCCACCUUCGACAUGAGGUAUUUCUUCCAGGAGCAGUGGUUGAGGAGCGACUCCUUGGAGCGCGAGAAGGAGAUGCUGAGGCACUUUGACCGGCUUCUCCUGAACGUGAAGAGCAAAGAUCCCAUCUUGGCCUGGACGGUGAACCACGCCCUGCCUCUCAAUGAGACCAUCGCCAAGACCCCCAAGGACUCGUGGCAAGCGGACGACUCCAGGCGCAAGAUCUACUUCUCGAUGGUGGCGGCCCUCAGGAAGGGCCACUACCGCAGGGAGUGGCUGGAGGACCAGGCGGAGUUCAUGCGGCCGCUGCUUCUGCCGGUGGACCUGGACUCCCGGACCAGCGACACCGACGUGGCGUGGUACCUCGCGCUGGCGGAGACAGCGUGGGCCACCUGGCCUACGGAGUUCAAGGAUGCCAAGGAGAUGCAAAGCCUGAAGGAGCUGGGGGCCUUCGAUGGAUGGAUCGGGUACACCACGCCGGCCAGCUCUCACCAGGGUCUUGACGAGACCACCAACCAGGCGCGCAUCAUGACCCUGCCGGCGGGGGACACCCACGACAGGCCCCCGGGCUCCGAGUCCGAUUUCCCCAAGUGCCUGGAGGAGGAAAGCGGUGUAGGCUGCAACUUCAAGAGCCGCAAGGUGAAGAUUUUGCAGUUCGGCUUCGGAGCUCUGCAGCCCUCCAAGCUGCGGUACCUGAAGAUGGAGGUGGACGCCGUUCAGCAGCAGACCUCGCUGAAGGAGGUUUGGGAGCAUCGCCUGAAGCAGCCGGACUACCGCUGCCAGCUGGCGGGUGUGGUGAUUGACCAGUGGGCCGAUGAUUGGGACCGCUGCGCCGCCGAGCGCGGGCUGCGCUCGAACCCCUUCUUCCAGAACAUCGGCGGGGUCUGCGAUGACGUGGCAAAUGACAAGCGGCGGCACCUCGAGUGGUUCGGCAUCAGCGGUCAGUACGACUCCUUCGGGACCCAUUGCAUCGACCCCCGCUUCUUGGGACGCGGUUCCUUGGCAUUCUACGGCUUCCGCUUCGAGGAAGUUGGCGAAAAGCUAGACGAGCUGGAUCUGAUGACGGACCCGGACUUCACUGGCUUCUGCCACCGCCUCAUGCCCAGCUGGGUCCAGGUCAGCUGCAUCAUCGUGGGCUGCGUGCUGCUGGUGGGGAUUUGGUGCUACCGCUCCUGGAAGAUUUGUUGCCACCGCGAGAAGGACACCACUUCGCAGAUGGAGAUGGAGGCUGUGGAGGCAGACGAGCUUCGCACUCGGCAAAGCGUGGCUUCGCGGCUCACGCGAGCCCGGCGCACCAUGGUAGACGAUGCCGCAGCACUGAGCAGCGCGCUGACCACCCCUGCAAGCUCAGCGCCGGCCAGUGCUACUGGCUCCCACACGCCCAGCGAGGAUUCCGAAUCGUCUAGAAGUCGCGCGCCCAUUGUCAAGGUGAGUAUCCAAAUGCAGGUGCCGCAACUCUGCGAGCAUAAGGGCGCGCGUCCGGAGCCGUUGCUUACGCUGGAGGUGGCCAACUCCCGGCAGCGGGGCUUGGGCCAGGAGCAGGCCAUGUUCCACCUGCAGGCGCACCACGCGGCGCAGGUGAGGCGGCUCCAACACCAGGUGGAGUGCGAAGCGCUGAGCUUGCAGGCCUUGGGCUUCCUGGAGGCGCAGUGCCGGAAGCUGGCGGUGGCCAACGUGCACGCCCGGGCCAUGGAAGGCUACCUGGUCUGGCUGCAGAACCGGGCUGAGCCCCAGAGGGACCGCCAGGGCCGAGACAAGGUGGAGUUCCUGAUGGGGGAGGCAGAAGAGCAGCGCGACUCCUGGGAGCUUUGGGUGGAGAUGCUGCUCCUCCGGACCUUGGAGUCCUUGGCCGAGCACAGCCUACACGCGCCCGAGUUCGUGGCUGCAGUGUACGACCGAAUUCGCUUCGGCGACAGCCACGACGAGGUGCGGGUGCCAGUCGAUGCUGAGUUCACCCUGAAGUAUGACCUGAUCCUGAGCGGUGUCGAGGCCUUGCGCCGGAAUGGGGACCCCUUUCGCGGGGGCGUGAACUUCGAUGAUGUGAACGAGCUGGGCUUGGAAGGUCGUAUUGACACCCUGUCGAAGACGUACCGUGAGGCGGCUUCACUUUGGGUCGUGCUGGACUUGCUGUCCAACUUUCAGCCCGUCUUCGUGAUGAAGGUUUGGAUCUUCCUGCUGGCGUUUUAUGCCUACAUGUCCCAGGAUGACCGGAAUGGGUACUUCUGGUUUCCCACCUUCAAACGGGCCAACGCGCUGCAGUACAUUGCCUUGUGCGAGUCCGCGGGUUCUGCGGUUCUGGAGGUGCUCAUCAUUUUUCAUGGCCUGGAGCAAUGGCACCCCCGGAGCUUCCUGCGGGUCUGCUGCAGGGCGCAGGGGCGCGGCCGGGCGCCGCUGCGCUGGCUGCUGCGGCGCUUGUUCACUCUGGUGCUGUCCGCAGGCUGCGCCGUGGCCGUUUUCUGCAAGAUGCACAUUCUGGAGAUUGAUCUCAACGCAAAGAAGGAGGACAUCCCGGAGCUGCGGGACGGCUACAGCGAAGAGCUGAAGGAGGCGCUGAUCACCGCCUUGGUGGUCAUCGGGCUGCGGAUUUUGUGCUACGCGCUGACGACGAGGCCCUAUGCCAUUCCCUUUAUCGAGGGCAGGCCCAAGAAGAAGUCGUCUGCUCCAGCGUCGCAGCCCACGCUGCCGCCGCUGAACGCCUCCGCGCCGCUGCUGCGUGCCGCCUCCCAGGCCUCCGUGGCGAGGUCUGUCAAUGAGGAUGUGGAGGAACAGGACUCUCGAGAAGAAAGGGGCGGAUUAGCCACCGAAGAGAUCCAGCUGCUCCGUGACUUUGCCUGGCUCGCCAUGCUUACGGCCUGCUUCUUCUUCGAGAUGCGCUUCAUUGUGCCCUUGAUCGCCGACUUCGAGUUCGGAGCAUUCUGCGGGGACACGUGUCAGAUCCGCCACACGAAGCACUUCCGGCUGAUCACCAGCGAGUGCUUCGCCUGCAGUGGUGGCCUGGCGCUCUGCUGGAGCCUGGUGAUCCUCACUGGCUUCUUCGAUGUCUACUACAUCUUCUACGCUGGGACGGCCAUCUUCGGCUACGGUAUGGGCGAAUGGCGAGGCUUGCGCAACGUGCUGGCUACUGCGUUGCGACAUCUGGACAUGGACUCCGGUUCCACCGGCCGGGUGCCGGGCUAUGAGCAGCGGAGAACUCACUCGCACCGGCUCCAGAUCAGCGACGGGGCAGCCAUGCAGAUGGUCUUUGGCGUGUCCUGGCGCAUGGUGUGGAGCCGCAUCGUAGAAGCCCUCUACGAGGACUGCGUGAUCUCCUCCAGGGAGGCCAAUGCAAUGGUGCAGGCGGCCAGCACUGUCCGCUGGGCCUCAGAGACCAAGCGGAGUUUACCCAAGGACCAAAUCAGCAGGCUGCGGUUCAGCGCCACGCAGCUCCGGAACGGCGGCGGGCCAAAGGAUGCCGUCGCCGCCGGUGCCCGGCACCGCUGCAUCUCCAUGCUGGAGGUGCAGGUGCGCUCGGGUAGAAGCACCGGGCAGCCAGAGAGGCGCGUGCUGCAAGACAUCGAGGACUUCACGGUGGACUGCGUGCUGGACGGGGACUUGCGAGAAGGCUUGCUGCAGGCGCUCGCGGAAAACGCAGAGACCCUGCCAGCGCUGAAGGCCUUCGAGCUGCCCGCGGGCAGCAAGCUGCUGGCGGUGAACGACGCGUGGCCCUCCUUGAAGGAGGAUCUGGUGGAGGAGGUUCAGAAGGCCAGCUUGCCGGCGCUGCUGGUCUUCGAGCGUGCCGGCAUCUCCUUCUCCGAGGUUGAGAUGGAACUCUCCCCCCCUGCGCGGGUGAAGUCCGUGUCCUUUGCCACGGGCAAGGACGACCCCAGCCUGGACCCGGUGUGCUGGCAGGUGGAAGGCUUGGUGGUGAACGAGCAGGGGCAGGGCGUGUGGAAGCAGCUGGUGUGGCAGGACAAGCCCUACCUUCCCCCGUGGAAGCGCGAGACAGACCUCUGCAUGGUUUUCGACGUGGAGCACUGGCGGGUCUCCGGCAAGGCUGGUAGCAUCACGCUGCAGUCCUUCCUCCCGGUGGUGCAAGAGCGCCUGAGCUUCUUUGCGGCCUCCCUGCGGAGCCUGCUGCGGGCGGGGGACAAGUACAGCAUCCGUCCUGGCAUCGACACGCUGCUGGACAGCCACGUGGGGAACAUCCCCUCCUUGACGCAGGUGAUUCCUUGCUACAACGAGACGGUGAUCCUGAGCAAGCAGUUCCUCCAAGAUGAAGACGGGGUCAACACAAACCUGGGCUUCAUCAUCUCGCAGUUCCCCGAAGAGUGGGAGUUCUUCUGCGAGAGGCAUGGGUAUACCGUGAAGGACAUGUACAAGGCCUUUCUGAGCCGGGACUCCCCGAUGGACCCCACCUUGUGCAUGGAGGUGCGCAUGUGGGCAUCUAUGCGGUCUCAGACAGUCGCAAGGACCGUGGUGGGGGCAAUGCAGUACCAGGAGGUGGUGGCUUUGCUGCCCAGCGUGCAGGGCUCCGAACAGCCGGGGCAGGCACUGGAGCAUUGCGUGGAGCUGGUUCUGGCGCAUCAGACCUACGGCAGCAAGGCAGGGACCAAGGAGAAUGACGAAGCCGUGCGGUACUUGCUGGCCAAGUACCGGGACCGGUGCUUCUACCUGGUCUUCGACUUCGACCAGGAGAAGAGCAAGCCGGCCCUGGUGACGGCCGUGAACAGCUUCGUCAAGGAGAAGUACCGCUUUGAUCGGCCAGUGCGCUAUGCGAGCGUGCUGGCGAAGCUGCGUCCCAACUUUGCGGCAGACCUGAGCAAGGAAGUGCCGGAGAACGCCCUGCAGCUGGUAGAGGUGCUGCCCAGGUGUUUUCCGCUGCUGGUGGGAACGCCGGGAUUUAUGACGCAAGGCAAGGCCGGCAAUCAGCUGGGCGCUUUGCGCUUCUCCAAGGGUCACGUGCUGCAGAUGAUGGACGCCAACAUGGGCGCCUUCCUGGGAGAAGCCAGCAAGGUGCCCUUUAUCCUUCGGCGGUUCCAGCCGCACUGGGCAGACAGGACCACGGUCCGUGCCCGGAUCAUCGGCUUCCGUGAGUUCAUCUUCACGGAGAGUCACGGUGCCGUGGGCAGCGUCAUGGCCUCGGCGGAGUGGUCCUUCGGCACCAUUUGCCAGCGCUUUCUGGCGGGCCUCGGUGCGCGAAUGCACUACGGGCACCCGGACUUCCUGGACGGCUUCUGGGCCUCCAACCGCGGCUCCCUCUCGAAAGCCUCCCCGGCCAUCAACCUCUCCGAGGACAUCUUCGCAGGCUUCAACGUGAGGAUGCGAGGUGAGAGCUCCAAGCACGUGGACACUUUGGCCUGGGAGAAGGGCCGCGAGAGCUCCUUCAACGCGGCCUCGCUCUUCUACACCAAGGUCAGCAAGGGCAAUGUGGGAGUGAUGCGAUCCCGAGACCUCAAGGUGAUCACCCAGAACAUGAAUGUGGUUGACAACUUCUCUUUUUACUUCGCAUCUAUCGGGUUCUAUCUGAACAACCUGCUCAUCGACGCAUCCUGUUCGGUCUACGUCUUCCUCUUCAUCCUCCUGGCUUUGGCCUCCAAGUCCCUGCAGGACGUCGCCUCCUUGGACUCCAUGCUCGCCACGGAGUGGACGCUGUCGAUGGGCACAAUCGCAAUGUUCCCCAGAUUCAUGGAGCUGACGCUGGAGUACGGGCCUUUGGAGGGACUGCUGCGGUUCUUGCCCUCGAUCCCUGGCUGCAUGACGAUGUUCACCUUCAUCAACAAGUCCAUCGCAUCUGGUGUGCAGGAGACGAUGAUCACAGGAGAGGCGUCCUACAUUGCCACUGGACGGCCCAACGCCAACACCCACUACAGCUGGAAGGAGUGUUACUUCAUUUUCUGUACCAGCCACUACUACCCAGCCCUCAGGAUCUUUUGUAGCUACUAUGUCUAUGUGCUGGUGUCGCAGGCGCUUGGCUUCUCGACGCUCCCGAUGAUGGUGCUGUUGGCCUCCUCUUGCAUGUGGCUGAUUGCGCCCAUUGCGUUUUGCCCGCAGCCCACCCUGAGUUCAAUGGGUCGUGACUUGAACGAGUUCUGGCAGUUCACGAUCGCCACCCCUGAUUGGAGUGUGCGGUCCAGCGCCCAGCGCCGCUCCUUCGAGUCAACGGAGGAGCAUUUGCGCACGGGUCUGCGAGAUCCUCGGAGCUCCCUCUAUGAGUUUUGGCUUCUGCGAGCUUUGGAGCACAAGAAGUUCGGCUGCUUCCAGCGCGUGUGCUUCCUGACCUACGACGGCUGUUGCCUUUUCUUCCUGCUGGCAGUUGUGUACAGCUCCUUGCUGGACAACGUGUGGGUAAUGGUGCUGCUGUACAGCAUCCACUACCUGCUCAUGGAGAUUUGGCGGCUGCUCUACCGGCCCACGGUGAUCACUUUGAUGACCACAACCAUGUGGCUGCUUGUGCCUGUCGUGAUCGAGAUACCCAUGCUCAACACUGUGGUGCUCUUGCUGGUCAUGGUGAUGUCGUUGCAGGUCAUCAAGAACGUGGUGCUUCUCAUCGUCUGGAUGCUGCUUAGCCCCAAGCUGGACUGGAAGAAGAUGCCGGAGAGUACGGAGUCCGAGCGCAGCGCCAAGAAGGCGGCGUCUCGACGAGUGCUGCAGUACGACAUGGUGGUUGAGUACUUGUACGUCAAUAUGAUGGGCCACCAGCUGCACUUGUACGCUGCCGUGGCUAUCCUCGCGAUCAACUUGGGCACGCAGUUCCUGCUGGUGCUGGCGGACAUGCUUUUCGGUUUCCACUCCUGGGCCUUACUGAACUCACGGCUCCGGAGUCGAACCUGCUGCCAGCGGCGGCGCGGGUACGAGCCCUGAGGUGAAGUCCGAGAGCCUUCAGAGCCUUUGACUUGGCGCCCAAGUCACCUGCGGUACAAACCGCAGGGGGUGCCGUUGGAGCAAGUUGCGUGGCACUUUCGGUGGUUGCGU
Effrenium voratum is the source of this 7167-nucleotide messenger RNA. The record is from the annotation of a GenBank genome assembly. NCBI's taxonomy places the organism in Eukaryota, Dinophyceae, Suessiales, Symbiodiniaceae.